Trichosurus vulpecula (common brushtail) is the source of this 5188-nucleotide messenger RNA. It is a transcript of the gene SEC22A, whose product is annotated as SEC22 homolog A, vesicle trafficking protein. The record is from RefSeq and is a predicted model, not a curated record. Lineage: Eukaryota; Metazoa; Chordata; Mammalia; Diprotodontia; Phalangeridae. Gene Ontology annotation, biological process: endoplasmic reticulum to Golgi vesicle-mediated transport. The transcript has 7 exons. The coding region runs from base 280 to 1203 and encodes 307 amino acids.
GCGUCGCAGUUGGCUGGGGAGCAGAGCGCUGCUUGGCAGAACACGGGUUGGGUGAGGGAGGGGGAGGGAAGGGGAGGAGGAGGAGGAAGAGGAGGAGAGUUAUUUGUUACCCCGCCCCUCUUGCCCCACCCCACCCUCCGUGCGUGCGACGUGACGGUUUGCCCUGGCACCCCCGACCCUUCCCAGGGGCGAGAGCGUUCCCGGGUCCCAUGAUGCAUCGCGUGCCGCGUCUCACAGAGCGGCGGCUUCCAGCUCAGCAGGUCUUUUCUGUUUGUUGAAAUGUCUAUGGUUUUAUCUGCUUCAGUGGUUCGUGUACGAGAUGGAUUACCACUUUCUGCUUCUACUGAUUACGAACAAAGCAUGGGAGUGCAGGAAUGCAGAAAGUAUUUUAAAUCACUCUCGAAGAAACUUGGUCAGCUUCCUGAUAGAUGUACACUGAAAACUGGACAAUAUAAUAUUAAUUUUAUUAGCUCCCUGGGAGUGAGUUACAUGAUGCUGUGUACCGAAAAUUACCCAAAUGUCUUGGCUUUCUCGUUCCUGGAUGAGCUUCAGAAGGAAUUCAUCAGUACUUACAACAUGAUGAAGACAAAUACUGCUGUCAGACCGUACUGUUUCAUUGAGUUUGAUAACUUCAUUCAGAGGACCAAGCAGCGAUAUAACAAUCCCAGGUCUCUUUCAACAAAGAUAAAUCUUUCUGACAUGCAGACUGAAAUCAAGCUGAGACCGCCUUAUCAAGUUUCCAUGUGUGAACUGGGAUCACCCAAUGGAUUCACAUCUUCAUUUUCUGUGGAAUGUAAAAGUGCUAGUAAGAUUUCUUCUGCUCACCAGCGACUGGAGCCAGUGACUCUGCCAGGGAUUGUGGCAUUUAUCCUUAGUCUCUUAUGUGGGGCUCUUAAUUUAAUUCGAGGUUUUCAUGCCAUAGAAAGUCUCCUACAGAAUGAUGGUGAGGAUUUCAGUUAUGUCAUUGCAUUUUUCCUUGGAACAGCUGCAUGUCUUUACCAGUGUUAUUUGCUCAUCUACUACACUGGCUGGAGGAAUGUAAAAUCUUUCUUGACUUUUGGCUUAAUUUGUCUAUGCAACAUGUAUCUAUAUGAACUCCGCAACCUCUGGCAGCUUUUCUUUCAUGUGACUGUGGGAGUGUUUGUGACACUACAGAUCUGGCUGAGGCAGCCCCAGGGCAAGUCCCCAGAUUAUAACGUCUAAAACAAGCCUGACUACAUUUGCCUGCAACAGCUGCCUAGAGGGUCAAGAGAGCCUCCUGCCUAUCAGUGGGGAAGAUUUUCACCAGACAUGAGGAGCGUCAUUUUCCCUCCUGUCUCCACCUUACUUUUUGUUGUUUGAAAACAACAUAAUCUGCCUCUGAGUAUAUCUGCCAUGGAAUUCUUCCAGAAGUCUUUGAAAAUAUUACUGGCUGAGAGAUCAUCAUCACGAAGAAAACAGGCCCCCUCUUUGCUCUGCUGAGUAUGUGGAUGGACAAAGUAAAUUUGGAAGAUAACUAGUAGCAAGCAGCACAUAAGCCUUUUUGAAAAAUCCAGUGAAAACGUGAACAUAGUACUAGUUCUCCACACCAAGUAUGAACCAGUACCAACGUUGGUCUUUGCCUUUGUGAGGCAGUAGUGUAGAUUAAAUAAAAAGAUGCUAUGGCAUACUGGCAAACUUACAUUUGAAAUGCAAAAGUGGUUACUAAAUGUCACAGUGUUGGAUCGUACACUAACAGAAACGUGCAUUUGUGUGUCUAAAUGUUGUUUUUUUAUUGAUUCUUUUAAAUUCUCACAUGAAUCCUUAACAGUAGAAACCACCUAAUUCUGAAGAUAAGGCAAGAACUUUAGAAAUAUUUAAGGAGACAAUGAUGUUUAUAAGCUGCUUGUGAAUAAUUUUGGAAGCGACCAUUACUACCAAGUUUUAUUAGAGUUUACUAUAAGGCAGAAAGUUCUUCUGUUUCUCUAGAACUGUAAUUACCUUUCAGUGCUACUAUCUAACUCCUCAGUACCCUGCCAGAUGAAAUUGUAAAAGAUGUCCAAAUGCUUUGAAAUUCUCUAUUGUUAAUCCAGGCAUAAACAAAAGCUCCCUGCAGUUGUAAAAUCCGUGAGAUAUCAGUCCUGCUUUUGGCAAUCAUAUUCAUGAAUGUCUCAUUUUAAAAGAAUGAAACUAAUGUUUUCAAACAGAAAAUGUGCAGGUAGCAGCCUGAGAAAGCAGAAAGUUACUGGAGUGGAAGUCAAGAGACUCAAGCUCAAAUCCUGGCUCAGCCACUCCCUGACCUUUGGCAAGUACCUGCCUCUUUAGGCUUAUUUACUCAUUUGUAAAAUGAGGGCGAGGCUGGAAGAGAGAAUUUCCAAAGUUUCUUUCAUUUCUAACAUUCUACAAUUUCAUAAAAUUCAGUAUGUUGAAAAAUCAUGGACUUUAUACUGCUGGUUAAAAGAUAUAUUUGCAAGUAAAAUGAGAUGGCAGAAAGAAGCUGAGGUAAGACUGGGACACUUAGGGAAAUUCAUCAUUGGGUGGUUUUAAUUACUAUGUCCUUCUAUAUAUGUUGGUGUACUUUUACAGGUACCCACCCAAGGAUUUUUAUUAUAUGCGUAUCAUAUACAUUACAGUAUAAACCUUAAUUAACCAGAACUUUUUUUUUUUUUGCUGCAGUCAACUUCUAAGUGAAAGAAGCAAAUGACAAGAAAAACGGUUAUCAGGGAUUUAUUUGAAAAAGCAGUGCAGGGUAUAUGCUAAGGUCUGUACGCAUUCAACCCCUUCUUUUAUAACUACAAGAUUGUGCAAGAAGAAUUGACAUUCAGAAUCAUGACCCUGAGGCAUUACAAGAUCAUAAAUCAUCAAAGAAACAGGAGGUGAUAUUCACUGUGCUGUACUUACUUAAAAAGAAAUGUACCGACCAAUAAGAUUUUAUAAAGAUUUUCAACAAGAAUUGAAACAGAAAGAUUUUUUUAAAAAUUUUAUUUAUGUCAGAAAGAUUCCCUCUUUCAUCCAUCAGUAUCCACAUCACUCUGUAUACAUCCAACAUUCUUGCUUCUGCCAAAUUGGGGAUGGUUUGUUGUCCAGGAUUCUGUGACUCUUUGGGGGAAAAUAGAUUUUUGCCAAGGAUACAGAGCAAUCUUGGACUCUUGAUAACAUAUCUUGAAUAUUUGUAAUAAUUAUCCUACAGUUUUUAAUAGUACUUUUGCUUUUAAGAACAAUUUCUAUUAUAGCAUCUUCACACUACCAGGUGUGUUAUGGAAGAUAGUUAUUGUUUGUCCAAAUUGUAUAGAGGAGGAAACUGAGAUACAAAAAAUUUGUGUGACUUCCUGAAGGUCCUCGUAACUAAGCCAGUAUUACCCUUCAUGUCUCAUGGCUUCAGGUUCAGGACUUUCCACUAUAGUGGGAGUCAUGAAUGUUGUAUUCACAGAAUGCAUCUUUCCUUGGUAAAAAUUAGAGAAUUUACACUGCUUGAUAGCAAUGAAUCCAUACUUCCUUCCACCAAGUAUUGAUAUGUUUUCCUCUAAUUUAGGGUAUCUUGAGGGUCUUUUUAUUGUCCAAGAUAAUUUUUGCUGUCAUGGCAUAAAUAAUACUCUUAUUUUUCCAUAAAACUGACAAUAAUAUAACUUAUUUGCUCAAUAGAGCUGUUCCUUGUUUACUCUGGUACCUCAGCACUCAGGAAUUUUCAUUUCUGGGCUUCCACAUGUAUGUAGUAAGCUCCAUCCUCUUGACUAGGGCAAGUAUGUUAGAAAUUGAAAAUCUCCUUCCUAUAAAUACUGUUGCCUUGAGACCAAGAAUGUUUUCCUUCAACUUUGAAUUUUUACUAUAUAAUUAUUCCAUCUCCAGGUUAAUGCAAAAUAGGAGUGUUUAUCACAGUUUUUAAAUAUAUGAAAUGUUAUCUUCAAUUAACUCCAGAGUUGAAGGCCUUAGCUCACUUAAAUUAACUACCUUAGAAAAGUGCAUCACAUUCAGAGCCCCAUUUCUUUUAUGUUGCCUCUGAAACUCCAUUAAGCCUCUAGCUUGUCAAGGUUGCACAGAGGCCGGAAUACUUUUUCACCCUUUAGAUGCAGGCCACAAGGCACCCUUCCUGGUAUUAGGCAACUCAUGCCAAAAAUGGUCUAGGGAAACAAUUUUUAUCUAUCCUGUGUUCCUUUGUGCAUUAGUAACAUCUCUGAUGACCUGUCCUGGACUGUAGGAAUUACUUAGUAUACAUAUAACCAAACUGUCUUUUACUUGUUCUUUUUGGCUAUUUAAAACCUGGUUCUGUUGACCUAGAAGUAAAAUUUUGUGUUCUGUGAAAGAGGACUGAAAUUAUUCUAGAAAUUGUCUCCACUCUACACAAACCAAACUAGACAUAUAGCUGCACUCUAGAGACAAGCCUUUUGAGAAGAUUCCCUAAAACUUUGUUAUUUUUGAUUAUGCUGAUGCUUUCCUUUUUUUUCAGUCUUUAAGAAAAUGUAAUCUUCCUCUUUCCUAGCACAGUAAGAACGUCACCACCACAGCAAAGGUGGAGUUUAAAUUUAUUUUAGCAUGCUGGCCUGAAAGUUGAAAUAAAUCUCCUGAUCAUAAAAGUCUUGUGAAUGAGUAUCAGUUGAGAAUUUAGCUAUAAUUUUACAAAGUCGAGGAUAGUUUUCAUCUCUAUUAAUUUUCUGGGAUGGUGAAUUGAAUGGGAGCUUGUAACUCUUGUAGAGUAUUGAGUUUCUAAAGAGAAGUCGUAUCGUGUGAGGAACUGGGCAUGUUUAAUCUGGAGAAGAGAAUGUUUAAGUAAGAGAAGAUGAUAACUGUCUUUCAGGUAUUUAAAGGACUGCCAUGUGAAACGGGUUAAACUUUUGUGGUGCUCCAAAAGGGAGAACGUAGGGCCAGAAACCUAGGAUAGAUUAUACCUGAAGGUCAAUUUCAACUUGAUAUAAGGAGAAAAUUUUUGCAACAGAGCUGUUCAGUAACAUAUCAUGGAAAGUCCUACUAGGUAGGUAAUCCCCUCCCCCUCAGUUUACGAAAGCAGAGGCUAAAUGAUCACUUGUUGGGGUUAUUAUCGAGGGGAUUGCUGCCUUUGGUAGGGGAUUUGACCAGUUAAUCUCUGAAGCCUCCUCCAACAAUCUUAAGAUUUUAGUCUGCCACUUCAAGAUUUAUUACUUAUUGUUCUUUUUCAGGUUCUAUUUUUUAACAAGUGAAAACAUGAGUAGGAUUGUGAUACAAAAUGGCUAAAAGUAAAAUGAUUGGUUGCCUCGUU